AUGGCAACUCCCGACUUGGAUUCAAACAGCAUUACCGGGGAUGUAGAAAAGAAUAACGGCUUCGGGGCCUCUGUCGGGCCCCAGGGCCAGCCCGUCAUUGUCGCGGAUAAGCUGUCGCGCAAGCUAUCGGCCCGCCAGGUGCAAAUGAUUGCGAUCGGAGGUACCAUUGGCACAGGGUUGUUUCUGGGAACGGGGAAGUCGCUGGCUACCGCUGGGCCAGCGUCUAUGCUCAUUGCAUAUGCGCUUGUGGGUGCCAUCGUAUUCGUCACGAUGUUGUCGCUGGGCGAAAUGGCGGCUUUUGUGCCUAUUGCUGGAUCGUUUUGCACUUAUGCUGGGCGGUUCGUUGAUGACGCUUUCGGUUUCGCCCUUACGUGGAACUACUGGUUUAAUGAUGCUGUGGCCACGGCGGCGGAUCUUGUUGCGCUUCAGAUUCUGUUGAAGUACUGGUCGGAUAACUUUCCUGGCUGGGCGUUCAGCUUGAUUUUCCUGUUCGUGCUUCUCGCGCUCAAUAUCGUCACUGUUCGAGCGUACGGAGAGAUCGAAUACUGGCUCAGCCUCCUGAAAGUUAUCACCAUUAUCAUAUUCAUUAUACUUGGAGUCGUAGUUAACUGCGGCGGUAAUGUCGAUAGACAGUACAUCGGGGGAAGGAAUUGGCAUAUUGGCGACGCCCCUUUUGUUGGUGGAAUAGGUGGAUUUGCCUCCGUUUUCGUCACGGCUGCAUUUGCUUAUGGUGGGACCGAAUCUAUUGCGGUAACUGCAGGCGAAACGAAAGAUCCCUCCGUGACUCUCCCGAAGGUGGUGCGCAACGUCUUCUGGAGAAUAUUAAUCUUCUAUAUACUGGGGGUGCUGAUUAUCGGCCUCAACGUCCCAUACACAUAUCCCAACCUCUCCAACAGGGAUACUCAUACGAGCCCGUUUACUAUCGUUUUCCAGCAGGCUGGCAGUAGAAUAGCGGGUAGCUUCAUCAACGCAGUGAUCAUGACGUCCGUUAUCUCCGCUGGCAAUCAUGCUUUGUUUGCAGGAUCUCGGAUUAUGUAUGCACUGGCUGUGGAUGGCCAUGCUCCGGCCUUUUUGGGCAAAUUGAAUCGACAUCGCGUCCCCUGGGUUGCAGUGCUUGCCACCUCUGUUAUCAGCGGGCUCUGCUUUGGAGCUAGUUAUAUCGGGGCUGGACAGCUAUGGUCCUGGCUGCAAAACAUCGUUGGUGUUUCCAACCAACUGUCUUGGAUAUCUAUUGGCGUCGCUUCGAUCCGCUUCCGUUCCGCAAUCCAGCGGCAGAACCUGGAGCAUCUUCUCCCCUUUAAAAACUGGACUUACCCGUAUGGCCCGUACGCCUCUGUGAUUCUCAACGGCUUCAUCAUCCUGGUGCAGGGCUGGUCUUCUUUCAGCCCCAAAUUCAACGCCGUUAGUUUCGCCAGCUUAUAUAUCCAGCUACCAGUCAUGUUGAUAGUUUUUAUAAUAUGGAAGCUGGUUAAGAGGACGAAGUUGUUUCCCUGGAGGACAUGGACCUGCUCACUGACCGGUACGACAAUGGCGUCGAAGGAACUGGUGCCGGAGAGCUACAGAAGAGGAAGCGAUUUAGAGACCAGUCCUUCCAAGAGAAAGCCAAGACGAUUGGAACGUGGUUUAUAUGAAAUAUUACCCCCAUGUUUUUAAAACCUUUAAUGGAUAAUUUUGAAUUUACUCUCCAAUGUUUACUGAACCAUUUUUGUUCUAUAUAUUUCCCCUUUGCAUGCUCAUUCUGCACCGUCUACAAUUUUUAUUUUCGCAUUUGGCAAUGUUGCUUAUAUUUCAGGAGGAGGGCUAGCUUAGGCCCAUUGCUGUUCGUUUAUUUGUGUUUACAAUUGAAACUCUUUUGUUGCCAGUCGUUGCGCUGUUGAAUCCUUGAAUGCUUCCACGUUCAAGUUUCCCAUUUUUCGAAUUCUUUUCGUAUGAUUUUAAUCUUUUAAGGCGGUGUGAUGUUUUCCCUAUCUCUAUCUUGAUCUCGUCCUCGGAUUCGGGACUUGAAACUUGAUUACAUUACUCUGCAAUACUUCAGACUGCACGAUUGAGAUUCGCAUGCUGUUUGUGGCAAUUGCACUCACUAGAAACUACGAUUGCCACAUGUAUAUACUUAUAUUACCUCUCUCUCGCCCUCUCAGAGUCUGAAGAAAAGGAGAGGCUGUUAAUUAACC
Messenger RNA from Histoplasma capsulatum G186AR, 2171 nucleotides. Its product is annotated as high-affinity permease for basic amino acids. The transcript has 6 exons. Lineage: Eukaryota; Fungi; Ascomycota; Eurotiomycetes; Onygenales; Ajellomycetaceae. The record is from RefSeq and is a predicted model, not a curated record. Gene Ontology annotation, cellular component: membrane. Gene Ontology annotation, molecular function: amino acid transmembrane transporter activity. Gene Ontology annotation, biological process: amino acid transmembrane transport. The coding region runs from base 1 to 1653 and encodes 550 amino acids.